AGAGGAGCGAUACAGAGCGCAGUGAGCUGACGGUGGAGGCGAUCAGUCUCAGCAGAGCUGACUCCUCAAGAGCCAUGGCUGAAGGGGGUGAAGGAGGGGAAGAUGAAAUACAGUUCCUACGAACUGAUGAUGAAGUAGUACUUCAGUGUGUUGCCAGUAUUCACAAAGAACAAAGGAAGUUUUGCUUGGCAGCUGAGGGACUUGGGAAUCGCCUGUGCUUUUUGGAACCAACAUCAGAAGCUAAAUAUGUCCCUCCGGACCUUUGCAUCUGUAAUUUUGUCCUUGAACAGUCCCUAUCUGUCAGAGCCCUUCAAGAAAUGCUGGCCAGCACAGGAGAUAAUGCUAGUGAAGGGGCAGCUCAAGGCGGUGGUCACAGAACCCUGCUCUAUGGCCAUGCGAUACUACUUCGACAUUCGUUCAGUGAAAUGUAUUUGACAUGUUUAACAUCAUCAAGAUCCCAGACAGAUAAACUUGCAUUUGAUGUAGGACUACGAGAAAAUGCAGCAGGUGAAGCAUGCUGGUGGACAAUACACCCUGCUUCUAAACAAAGGUCAGAAGGAGAAAAAGUUCGAAUAGGUGAUGAUCUUAUCCUGGUCAGCGUGUCCUCUGAAAGAUACCUGCAUCUGUCUGUUUCAAAUGGAAGUAUUCAUGUGGAUGCCUCCUUUAUGCAGACACUAUGGAAUGUACAUCCUAUAUGCUCAGGAAGCAAUAUUACGGAAGGAUAUCUUCUUGGUGGGCAUGUAGUACGUUUUUUCCAUGGCCAUGAUGAGUGCUUGACAAUUCCAUCUACAGAUCAGAAUGAUUCACAACACAAGAAAGUUUUCUAUGAAACUGGAGGAGCUGGUGUUCGAGCAAGGUCUUUGUGGAGAGUAGAACCCCUUCGAAUAAGCUGGAGUGGAAGUAACAUCAGAUGGGGACAGCCUUUCCGUCUUCGACAUAUUACAACAGGAAAGUAUUUGGCUCUGCAUGAAGAUGAAGGAGUUGUAAUAUUAGAUAGAGAAAAGUCAGACACAACAUCUACUGCUUUUUGUUUCAGAGCAUCAAAGGAGCUAAAAGAAAAGCAGGAUUCUAGUCUCAAACGUGACAUUGAUGGAAUGGGACUCCCAGAAAUAAAGUAUGGUGAUUCAAUCUGUUUUGUCCAACAUGUGGCCACUGCCUUAUGGUUGACUUACAAAGCACAGGAUGCUAAAUCAGCACGUUUAGGUCCCUUGAAAAGAAAGGUUAUAUUACACCAAGAAGGUCAUAUGGAUGAUGGUCUCACAUUACAAAGAUGUCAGCAUGAGGAAUCCCAGGCUGCUCGAAUCAUUCGCAAUACUACAAGCUUAUUCAGCCACUUUAUAAGUGGAAACAACAGAACACUAUCACCCUCUGCCCUGCCUGUUGAGGAGAUGGCUCAGACUCUGCAAGACCUUAUUAUAUACUUCCAGCUUCCCGAAGAAGACCUGCAACAUGAAGAUAAGCAAAACAAACUCCGCUCACUCAAAAACAGACAAAAUUUAUUCAAAGAAGAGGGAAUGCUGGCACUAGUUCUGAAUUGCAUUGAUCGCUUAAAUGACUACAACAGCACAGCUCAUUUUGCAGGAAUUGCAAGAGAAGAAUAUGGUACUGCAUGGAAAGAAAUUUUGAAUCUCCUUUACAAAUUGUUAGCUGCUCUCAUUCGUGGCAACAGAAACAAUUGUGCUCAAUUUUCCAGUAACCUUGAUUGGUUAAUCAGUAAAUUGGAUAGAUUAGGAUCUUCCUCAGGCAUUUUGGAAGUAUUGCACUGCAUCUUGAUUGAAAGCCCAGAAGCUUUAAAUAUAAUAUCUGAGGAACACAUCAAAUCCAUUAUUUCAUUGUUGGAUAAACACGGGCGAAAUUACAAGGUUCUCGAUGUGCUUUGCUCUCUCUGUGUCUGCAAUGGAGUUGCAGUUCGUGCCAAUCAAAAUUUGAUUUGUGACAAUUUACUGCCUAGAAGAGACUUACUUUUGCAAACACGUUUGAUUAAUGAUGUGACAAGCAUAAGGCCAAACAUAUUUUUGGGCGUUGCUGAGGGCUCUGCACAAUACAAGAAGUGGUACUUUGAGUUAAUAAUCGAUCAGGUUGAUCCAUUCUUGACGGCAGAACCCACCCAUUUACGCGUUGGAUGGGCCUCUACUUCAGGUUAUGCCCCCUAUCCUGGAGGUGGAGAAGGAUGGGGGGGCAAUGGUGUUGGUGAUGACCUGUACUCCUAUGGUUUUGACGGCCUUCAUCUGUGGUCUGGUCGAGUACCCAGAGCUGUAGCAUCUGUCAAUCAGCAUUUAUUCGCAUCUGAUGAUGUGGUUAGCUGCUGUUUGGAUUUAGGUGUACCCAGCAUUUCAUUCCGCAUUAAUGGACAGCCUGUACAGGGAAUGUUUGAGAACUUCAGUACAGAAGGGUUUUUCUUCCCUGUUGUAAGCUUAUCAGCAGGUGUAAAAGUUCGUUUUUUGUUGGGUGGACGUCAUGGAGAGUUUAAAUUUCUGCCUCCUGCUGGCUAUGCUCCCUGUUAUGAAGCAUUGCUUCCAAAAGAGAAGAUGAAACUGGAACCAGUGAAAGAAUAUAAAAGAGAUUUUGAAGGAGUGAGGGAUUUGUUGGGUACAACACAAUUCCUCUCGCAAGCUUCUUUUAUCCCUUGUCCAAUAGACACCAGUCAGAUUGCUCUUCCUUUUCAUCUUGAAAAGAUCAGGGACAAGCUAGCUGAAAACAUCCAUGAGCUGUGGGGAAUGAAUAAAAUAGAACUGGGCUGGACAUAUGGCAAGAUACGAGAUGAUAAUAAAAGGCAUCAUCCUUGUCUUGUGGAAUUCUCAAAAUUACCUGAGACAGAGAAGAAUUAUAAUCUACAAAUGUCAACUGAAACACUCAAAACCCUUUUGGCCCUUGGAUGUCACAUUGUUCAUGCUCAUCCAGCAGCUGAGGAAGAUCUUAAAAAAGUCAAACUUCCUAAAAAUUACGUGAUGUCAAAUGGAUAUAAACCUGCCCCUCUUGAUCUUUCUGAAGUGAAAUUGUUACCUUCUCAAGAAUUUCUAGUUGACAAACUAGCAGAAAACGCACAUAAUGUCUGGGCAAAAGACAGAAUAAAGCAAGGAUGGACCUAUGGCAUUCAGCAGGAUCUUAAGAACAAACGUAAUCCUCGGCUAGUGCCAUAUGCAUUAUUAGAUGAACGCACUAAAAAAUCAAACAGAGAUAGCCUCCGUGAAGCUGUUAGAACAUUUGCAGGCUAUGGUUAUAGUAUUGAACCACCUGACCAAGAAAUAGCUGACCAAACAGUGGAAAAAGUCAGCAUCGACAAGAUACGAUUUUUCAGAGUAGAAAAAUCUUAUGCAGUGAAGUCUGGAAAGUGGUACUUUGAAUUUGAAGCUGUGACAGGUGGAGAUAUGCGUGUUGGCUGGGCCAGGCCAGGCUGUCGACCUGACAUAGAGUUGGGAGCUGAUGACCAAGCAUUUGUAUUUGAAGGAAGCAAAGGCCAGCGUUGGCAUCAAGGCAGUGGAUUCUUUGGACGAAGCUGGCAACCAGGAGAUGUGGUUGGUUGUAUGAUAAACUUGGAUGACAAAUCGAUUAUCUUUACUCUGAAUGGCGAGUUGCUAAUAACAAGUAAAGGGUCAGAACUUGCAUUUGCCGACUUUGGAAUAGAAAAUGGUUUUGUUCCAGUUUGUGCACUGGGUCUAUCUCAGAUUGGUCGCAUGAACCUUGGAAUGGAUGCCAGUACAUUCAAGUAUUAUACAAUGUGUGGCCUUCAAGAAGGUUUUGAACCUUUUGCUGUCAACAUGAACCGAGAUGUUGCUAUGUGGUUUAGUAAACGCUUACCAACAUUUGUCAAUGUGCCAAAAAAUCAUCCUCACAUUAAGAUAUGGAGAAUUGAUGGAACCAUUGAAAGUCCACCUCGGUUAAAAGUUACUCACAAAACAUUUGGCACACAGAACAGCAAUUCAGACAUGAUAUAUUGUCGUUUGAGUAUGCCCAUUGAGUUCCACUCAUCAUUCAACUUCAGCAUGGGUGUGGAAAAUGCCUCAUCUGAUGUUUUCCAAAAACGAAAGCACAGCCAAGAAAUUGCUGCUCCUUCUACUACAUAUUUUUACUCACUAAGGAUAUUUGCUGGCCAAGACCCAUCUUCUGUCUGGGUUGGCUGGGUAACACCAGACUAUCAUUUUUACAGUGAGAAUUUUGAUCUAAAUAAAAAUUGUACAGUGACAGUUACUUUAGGAGAUGAGAGAGGAAGGGUUCAUGAAAGUGUGAAGCGCAGCAACUGCUAUAUGGUUUGGGGAGGAGAUGUAAUUGCUAAUUCCCAGAGAUCAGGUCGCAGUAAUGUUGAUAUAGAAAUUGGAUGCUUUGUUGACCUGGCUACUGGAAUGGUGUCAUUCACAGCCAAUGGAAGAGAACUUGGCACUUGUUAUCAGGUUGAACCAAACACGAAGCUCUUUCCAGCAGCUUUUUUACAGCCUACAAGCACUAACUUGGUUCAGUUUGAACUUGGUAAAUUAAAGAAUACCAUGCCUUUAUCAGCAGCAAUUUUUAAAAGUGAAGAAAGAAAUCCUGUUCCUCAGUGUCCCCCUCGCCUUGAUGUGCAAACAAUUACACCUGUUUUAUGGAGCAGAAUGCCAAACAGCUUUCUAAGAGUAGAAACUGAGCGUGUCAGUGAACGUCAUGGCUGGGUUGUGCAGUGUUUGGAACCUCUGCAGAUGAUGGCACUUCAUAUCCCAGAAGAAAACAGAUGUGUUGAUAUUUUGGAACUAUGUGAACAAGAAGAUUUGAUGAAGUUUCACUACCACACUUUAAAACUCUAUAGCUCAGUUAGUGCUCUAGGUAACACUAGAGUUGCUUAUGCACUUUGUAGCCAUGUGGACAUAUCUCAGCUAUUUUUUACAAUAGAUAAUCAAUACUUACCUGGACUUCUACGUUCUGGAUUCUACGACUUGCUCAUUAGUAUUCAUUUGGAGCAUGCCAAGCAAGCCAAGCUCAUGAUGAGCAAUGAAUUUAUCAUUCCAGUUACAGAUGAAACUCGAACUAUUAAAUUGUAUCCCAAUGAAACAAAGAAGCAUGGUUUACCUGGAGUAGGGCUUAGCACUUGCCUGAAACCAGCCUUUAAUUUUUCUACUCCAUGCUUUAUUGCGACCACUGAAGAACAUCAGACAUCCAGUCCAGAAAUACCCCUUGAGACACUUAAAUCCAAGGCCUUAAGUAUGUUAACAGAGGCAGUACAGUGUAGCGGUGCUCAUAUACGAGACCCUGUUGGAGGACAGGUUGCAUUCCAGUUUGUUCCUGUUCUUAAACUGAUAGCAACAUUGCUCAUAAUGGGUGUUUUUGAUGAUGAUGAUGUGAAGCAGAUUUUACUCCUCAUUGAUCCCACUGUGUUUGGAGAUCACAAGGAAGAAACAGAAGAAAAAAUAGAGAAGGAAGAAGUUACAAAAGUAGAAGAAAAAGCUGUAGAAGCUGGGGAGAAAGCAAUAAAACAAACAAAAGCUCCUGCAAAGGGCUUAUUGCAGACAAGAUUACCAGAAUCUGUUAAGCUUCAGAUGUGUCACUUACUCAAUUAUUUUUGUGACUGUGAACUACAACAUAGAGUGGAAGCAAUUGUGUCAUUUGCAGACCGUUACGUAUCAAAAUUGCAGUAUAAUCAGAAAUACAGGUACAAUGAACUCAUGCAAGCCUUGAACAUGUCUGCUGCUUUGACAGCCAAGAAGACUAAAGAAUUUCGGUCUCCUCCUCAAGAACAGAUUAAUAUGUUGCUGAAUUUUCAACUGGGAGAGGAUUGUCCCUGUCCAGAGGAGAUUCGGGAUGAGUUAUAUGAAUUUCAUGAUGACCUUCUAAUUCACUGUGUUCCAGCUACACUGAAAGAACUCAUAUCCCAGACUAUGGUGCGCUGGUCCCAAGAAGAUCAGAUUCAAGAUCCUGAAUUAGUUCGAAUUAUGUACAGCCUCCUUCGUAGGCAAUAUGAUAGCAUUGGUGAGCUACUGCAAGCUCUGAGGAAAGCAUAUACUAUUAGUGCUGCCUCUGUGAAGGAUACCAUUAAUCUGCUAGCAGCACUGGGCCAGAUUCGCUCACUUCUCAGUGUGAGGAUGGGAAAAGAGGAGGAACUGCUGAUGAUUAAUGGAUUAGGGGAUAUAAUGAACAACAAGGUGUUUUAUCAGCAUCCGAACUUAAUGAGAGUCUUGGGCAUGCAUGAGACUGUUAUGGAUGUGAUGGUGAAUGUGCUUGGAGGAGAUAAAUCUCAGAUCGCUUUCCCUAAGAUGGUAGCAAGCUGUUGCCGAUUCCUGUGCUACUUCUGUCGAAUUAGUCGUCAAAACCAAAAGGCCAUGUUUGAGCAUCUCAGUUACUUACUGGAAAACAGCAGUGUUGGACUGGCAUUUCCUUCAAUGAGAGGUUCGACACCCCUAGAUGUUGCAGCAGCCUCUGUUAUGGACAACAAUGAGCUUGCACUUGCAUUGGAGGAGCCAGACCUUGAUAAGGUUGUUACCUACCUGGCAGGUUGUGGCUUGCAAAGUUGCCCAGUAUUGCUGGCUAAAGGAUAUCCAGACAUUGGAUGGAACCCCAUAGAGGGUGAACGUUACCUGUCAUUCUUACGAUUUGCAGUUUUUGUUAACGGUGAAAGCGUCGAGGAAAAUGCAAGUGUUGUUGUCAAGCUCCUUAUUCGACGGCCAGAGUGCUUUGGGCCAGACCUUAGGGGAGAAGGAGGAAAUGGUUUGCUGGCUGCUAUGCAGGAAGCUAUCAGGAUCUCAGAGAAUCCUGCUCGUGACCUUCCUUCCCAGGCAUAUAAAAGAGAAGGUGAUGAGGAGGAGGAGGAAGAGGAGACUGUGCACAUGGGUAAUGCAAUCAUGUCAUUUUACUCAGCUCUCAUAGAUUUACUUGGACGCUGUGCACCAGAAAUGCAUCUUAUUCAAAGUGGAAAAGGGGAAGCUAUUCGAAUCAGAUCUAUCCUUCGAUCUCUAGUGCCAACUGAAGAUUUGGUUGGGAUUAUAAGUAUACCACUAAAGCUGUCAACAGUUAACAAAGAUGGUACAGUAAAUGAACCAGACAUGUCUGCAAGUUUCUGUCCUGAUCAUAAAGCACCCAUGGUACUCUUCUUGGACCGUGUCUAUGGUAUUAAGGACCAAAGCUUCCUCCUUCACCUACUGGAAGUUGGAUUUUUACCAGAUUUAAGAGCCUCUGCCUCUUUGGAUACAGUUUCUCUAAGUACCACAGAGGCAGCUCUCGCGCUAAACAGAUACAUUUGCUCAGCUGUGUUUCCAUUACUCAAAAGAUGUGCUCCCCUCUUUUCUGGAACAGAGCAUCACUCCUCUCUGGUUGACUCCAUGCUUCACACAAUAUAUAGGUUAUCCAAGGGACGGUCCCUUACAAAAGCACAAAGAGACACUAUUGAAGAAUGCCUGCUUGCUAUUUGCCACCACUUACGUCCCUCUAUGCUACAACAGCUGUUGAGAAGGCUAGUUUUUGAUGUGCCCCUGCUCAAUGAAUACUGUAAAAUGCCUCUUAAGCUUCUGACAAAUCACUAUGAGCAGUGCUGGAAAUACUAUUGUCUGCCUUCAGGAAUGGGAAGCUAUGGAAUUGCAGCAGAAGAAGAAUUACAUUUAACUGAAAAACUUUUCUGGGGAAUAUUUGAUUCCUUGUCUCAUAAGAAGUAUGAUCCAGAGCUCUUUCGAAUGGCUUUGCCCUGUCUAAGUGCUAUAGCUGGUGCCUUGCCCCCUGAUUAUUUAGAUACACGAAUCAUGUCAACUUUGGAAAAGCAGACUUCAAUGGAUCCAGAAGGAAAUUUUGAUCCCAAACCUGUCAGCACAGCAAACCUUGUACUUCCUGAAAAGUUGGAGUACAUCAUAAGCAAAUAUGCUGAACAUUCCCAUGAUAAAUGGGCGUUUGAUAAGACAAAUAGUGGAUGGAAAUAUGGCGUUUCUCUGGAUGAAAAUAUGAAGACUCACCCAUUAAUAAGACCUUUCAAAACUUUAGCUGAAAAGGAAAAGGAAAUUUAUCGUUGGCCUGCCAGAGAAUCAUUGAAAACCAUGUUGGCCUUGGGAUGGAGCCUAGAAAGGACCAAGGAAGGAGGAGAAACAGUAAUACAUCAGCGUGAAAAUGAAAAGCUUCGCAGCAUAUCUCAGUCUAGUCAGGGAAAUGGGUAUAUCCCGGCACCACUUGAUCUCUCUAAUGUGGCACUUUCUAGGGAGCUUCAGGGAAUGGUUGAGGUAAUGGCAGAAAACUACCAUAAUAUAUGGGCCAAAAAGAAGAAAAUGGAGUUGGAAAGCAAAGGUGGAGGUAGUCAUCCUUUAUUGGUACCUUAUGAUACACUGACAGCCAAGGAGAAAUCACGAGACCGUGAAAAGGCACAAGAGCUGUUUAAAUUCCUUCAAGUCAAUGGUAUAAUCAUAUCUCGGGGCCUGAAUGACAUGGAGUUGGAUGCUUCAUCCAUGGAAAAGAGGUUUGCCUUUAAGUUUCUGAAGAAAAUUUUAAAAUAUGUUGAUUCUGCUCAAGAGUUUAUUGCACAUUUGGAAGCCAUUGUAACCAGUGGAAAAACUGAAAAAUCUCCACAUGACCAAGAAAUAAAAUUCUUUGCUAAAGUUCUUUUACCAUUAGUUGAUCAGUACUUUACAAAUCACUGCCUCUACUUCCUGUCUUCUCCAUCAAAAACCCUCAGCAGCAGUGGAUAUGCAUCAAAUAAGGAGAAGGAAAUGGUAGCAAGCCUGUUCUGCAAGCUAGCUGCUCUUGUUAGACAUAGGAUCUCACUUUUUGGUAGUGAUUCUGCUACAAUGGUGAACUGCCUGCACAUCUUAGCUCAAUCUCUUGACACACGAACUGUUAUGAAAUCAGGAUCUGAACUUGUUAAAGCAGGAUUGCGUGCCUUUUUUGAAAAUGCUGCUGAAGACUUGGAAAAAACUUCAGAAAAUCUUAAACUUGGAAAAUUUACUCAUUCACGAACACAAAUCAAGGGUGUUUCACAAAAUAUCAAUUAUACUACAGUAGCAUUGUUACCAAUCUUGACAUCAUUUUUUGAACAUAUUUCACAAUAUCAGUUUGGAAUCGAUUUACUUUUGGGUGAUGUACAAGUUUCAUGUUACAGAAUUCUUUGUAGCCUCUAUUCUCUUGGGACUGGAAAGAACAUCUAUGUUGAAAGGCAGCGUCCCGCACUUGGUGAGUGUUUAGCUUCUCUUGCGGCAGCCAUUCCAGUAGCAUUCCUUGAACCUUCUCUCAACCAUUACAACCCACUGUCUGUUUUCAACACAAAAAGUGCAAGAGAAAGAGCAAUUUUAGGUAUGCCUGAUACAGUAGAAGAGAUGUGUCCAGAGAUCCCUCAGCUGGAUGGACUUAUAAAGGAAAUUAAUGAUUUAGCAGAGUCUGGAGCAAGGUAUACUGAAAUGCCUCAUGUCAUUGAGGUUAUCUUACCCAUGCUAUGCAACUAUUUAUCCUACUGGUGGGAAAGAGGGUCUGAGAGCGUUCCUCAAAGUGGUGGGCCUUGCUGUACAAUGAUAACGUCUGAGCAUCUGAGCAUCGUUCUUGGGAACAUUCUAAAAAUCAUUAACAACAAUCUGGGAAUAGAUGAAGCAUCUUGGAUGAAAAGAAUUGCAGUUUAUGCUCAACCCAUCAUCAGCAAAGCCAGACCUGAUCUGCUCAGAUCUCACUUUAUUCCAACACUGGAUAAAUUGAAGAAGAAAGCUAUAAAGAUAGCGAUGGAAGAGGAGCAACUGAAAGCAGAUAGUAAAACUGACACCCAAGAAGCUGAGCUACUCAUUCUCGAUGAAUUUGCUGUACUUUGUAGAGACCUUUAUGCUUUCUAUCCAAUGUUGAUACGUUAUGUAGACAACAACAGAGCCAACUGGCUAAAGAAACCAGAUGCAGAUUCCGAUGAACUCUUUCGAAUGGUAGCUGAAGUUUUUAUCCUGUGGUGUAAAUCACAUAAUUUCAAAAGAGAAGAACAAAAUUUCGUGAUUCAGAAUGAAAUCAACAAUUUGGCAUUUUUAACAGGAGACACCAAGAGCAAGAUGUCUAAAGCCAUGCAAGUAAAGUCUGGAGGACAAGAUCAAGAGAGGAAGAAAUCAAAACGUAGAGGGGAUUUGUACUCCAUACAAACAUCUUUGAUUGUGGCUGCACUUAAAAAGAUGCUUCCUAUUGGUUUGAAUAUGUGUACUCCUGGAGAUCAAGAGCUCAUCUCUUUGGCUAAGACUAGAUACAGCCAUAGGGACACAGAUGAUGAAGUCAAAGAACAUUUACGUAACAACUUACAUUUGCAGGAAAAGUCUGAUGAUCCAGCUGUGAAAUGGCAGCUAAAUCUGUACAAAGACAUUUUGAAGAGUGAUGGACCUACCGACCCUGAGAGAAAUGUUGAACGUGUGCAGAGGAUAUCAGCUGCUCUGUAUCAUCUGGAACAGGUUGAACAACCACUGAGAUCAAAAAAGGCUGUUUGGCACAAACUCCUGUCAAAACAACGCAAAAGGGCUGUUGUUGCAUGUUUCAGAAUGGCACCAUUAUACAACCUGCCAAGGCACCGUUCUAUUAACCUCUUCCUCAAUGGCUAUCAGAACUAUUGGAUAGAAACAGAGGAAUAUUCAUUUGAGGAGAAACUAGUUCAGGAUUUGGCUACAUCUCCAAAAAAAGAUGAAGAGGAAGAAGAAGAGACUGAGAAAAACCAUCCUGAUCCACUUCAUCAGAUUAUCCUCUAUUUCAGUCGCAGCGCUCUCACUGAAAGAAGUAAACUAGAAGAUGAUCCCUUAUAUAUUGCCUAUUCUGCGAUGAUGGCAAAAAGCUGUCAAGAAGAAGAAGAGGAAGAAGAAGAAAAAGAAAAGACAUUUGAGGAGAAAGAAAUGGAAAAACAGAGAACACUCUAUCAGCAAGCUCGCUUACAUGAUCGUGGAGCUGCUGAGAUGGUCCUUCAGAUGAUUAGUGCAAGCAAAGGUCAUACAGGGCCCAUGGUUGUUGAAACUCUAAAACUUGGUAUCGCUAUUCUAAAUGGUGGAAACACCAUAGUUCAACAGAAAAUGCUGGACUACCUGAAGGAGAAAAGGGAUGCUGGAUUUUUUCAAAGUCUUUCUGGCUUGAUGCAGUCCUGCAGUGUUCUUGACUUGAAUGCGUUUGAGAGACAGAAUAAAGCGGAAGGCCUGGGAAUGGUUACUGAAGAAGGAACUCUCAUCGUUCGUGAGCGUGGUGAAAAGGUCUUGCAGCAUGAUGAAUUUACUCGAGAUCUAUUUAGAUUUUUGCAGCUGCUCUGCGAAGGGCAUAACAAUGAUUUUCAAAAUUACUUGCGUACUCAGAUGGGCAACACCACAACAGUGAAUAUUAUCAUUAGUACAGUCGACUACCUCUUGCGUCUUCAGGAAUCCAUCAGUGACUUCUAUUGGUACUAUUCAGGAAAGGAUGUCAUUGAUGAAUCAGGACAACGUAAUUUUUCUAAAGCUUUGGCUGUCACCAAACAAAUAUUCAAUUCCCUUACAGAAUAUAUCCAGGGCCCUUGCAUUGGUAAUCAACAGAGUCUGGCUCAUAGUAGGCUGUGGGAUGCAGUUGUUGGCUUUCUUCAUGUCUUUGCCAAUAUGCAAAUGAAACUUUCACAGGACUCUGCUCAGAUUGAAUUGCUUAAGGAACUGCUAGAUCUGCUAAAGGAUAUGGUAGUGAUGCUUUUGUCACUGCUUGAAGGUAACGUUGUAAAUGGAACUAUUGGAAAACAAAUGGUAGACACGCUUGUAGAAUCAUCUAGCAAUGUAGAAAUGAUUUUGAAGUUCUUCGACAUGUUCCUGAAGUUAAAAGAUCUGACUAACUCAGAUGCUUUCAAAGAGUACGACCCAGAUGGUAAAGGAAUCAUUUCAAAGAAGGAAUUUCAGAAAUCAAUGGAGGCUCAAAAACAAUACAUACAGUCAGAGAUUGAAUUUCUGCUGUCCUGUACAGAAGCUGAUGAAAAUGAUAUGUUUAACUAUGUUGACUUUGUGGAAAGAUUUCAUGAACCAGCCAAAGACAUUGGAUUUAAUGUAGCAGUAUUGCUAACAAACCUUUCAGAGCACAUGCCUAAUGAUUCACGCCUUCAGAGCUUACUUGAACCUGCAGAAAGUGUUCUUAAUUACUUUGAACCAUAUCUUGGCCGUAUUGAAAUAAUGGGUGGGGCCAAGAAAAUAGAAAGAGUUUACUUUGAAAUCAGUGAAUCCAGUAGAAUGCAAUGGGAGAAGCCACAGGUAAAGGAAUCCAAAAGACAGUUCAUAUUUGAUGUUGUAAAUGAAGGUGGAGAGCAAGAAAAAAUGGAACUCUUUGUAAAUUUCUGUGAAGACACAAUCUUUGAAAUGCAGUUAGCAUCUCAGAUCUCUGAAACAGAUUCAGCUGAGAGGCCCGAGGAAGAGGAAGAGGCAGAGCCUGCUUAUGUAGUGGAUAUUGGAGAUGAUGAGGAAGAAGAAAAGUCCCUGGAACCUGCUUCAGCUUUUGCAGUUGCCUGUGUUGCAGUGAAGAAGAAUGUUGCCAACUUUUUUAAGAUGGCCACUGUGAAGAACCUAAGGAAACAAUACAGGAAAGUUAAAAAGAUGACAGUAAAAGAGAUGGUGAAAGUGUUUUUCUCCUUUUUCUGGAUCCUAUUUGUAGGGACAUUUCAACUGUUCUUUUCUGUAGUGUGGGGAAUAUUCCAGAUUCUUUGGAGCACUGUAUUUGGGGGUGGCCUGGUUGAAGGAGCCAAAAACAUAAAAGUUACUAAAAUAUUAGGGGAUAUGCCUGAUCCAACACAGUUUGGAAUCCAUGAUGAUGUUAUGGAAGCAGAAAAAGCUGAAGGUGCUGAGCACGGCAUCAGAGCUGAACUUGUGCAGUUUGUGAAGGGUGAAAAGGGAGAAACUGACAUAAUCGCAGAUAUUUUUGGCAUUCCUACAAAGAAAGAAGGUGGAUCAAAACACGGUCAUGAUGCUGGACUUGGCGAUAUUGCAGAAAUCCUUGGUGCUGAGAUCCAGACAUCCUUGGAAAACACAGUUCAUAAGAAAAAAGGAUUACAGAUAUCUGAAAUUGCAAAAGAAGCUGGAACACAAAGAAAAGCAGAAGCUGAGAAGGCCGACAUGGAAGACGGUGAGAAACAAGAUAAAGCAAAGGAAGUACAAUCUGAGCAGGUCGAAGAGGGAAAAAUGAAGAAAAAGAAGCGAAGGCAUGGACAAAAAAUUGAGAAACCUGAGGCUGUUAUGGCUAACUUCUUCAAAGCUUUGGAAAUUUAUCAAACAAAAAUGCUUCACUACUUGGCAAGAAAUUUUUAUAACUUAAGAUUUCUUGCUCUAUUUGUUGCAUUUGCCAUCAAUUUUAUUCUUCUAUUUUACAAGGUGACAGAAGAGCCACUUGAUGAAGCAGAGGAAGACUCUAAUCUCUGGAAUUCUUUUGCUGAAGAGGAAGAGGAGGAGGGCAUGGUCUUCUUUGUUUUAGAAGAAAGUACAGGCUACAUGGCACCUGCUCUCAGAGCAUUGGCAGUUAUUCAUACUAUCAUCUCCUUUGUCUGUGUGAUUGGAUACUACUGCUUAAAGGUCCCUUUGGUUGUAUUCAAGAGGGAAAAGGAGGUAGCUAGAAAGCUGGAAUUUGAUGGCCUGUACAUAACUGAACAGCCAACUGAAGAUGAUAUUAAAGGGCAGUGGGAUCGCCUCGUUAUAAAUACUCCGUCCUUCCCUAACAAUUACUGGGACAAAUUUGUAAAACGGAAGGUUAUUAACAAGUACGGAGACUUAUAUGGAGCAGAGCGCAUUGCAGAACUUUUGGGUUUGGACAAAAGUGCCCUUGAUUUUAGUCCAGUGGAAGAGAACGAACCAGAAGAGGCAUCUCUUGUAUCAUGGUUAAGCUCCAUUGAUACAAAGUACCACAUUUGGAAGCUUGGAGUUGUCUUCACUGAUAAUUCAUUUUUAUACUUAGCUUGGUACACAACUAUGUCUAUCCUUGGGCACUACAACAACUUCUUCUUUGCUGCUCAUCUGCUGGAUAUUGCUAUGGGGUUUAAGACAUUGCGAACUAUUUUGUCUUCAGUCACUCACAACGGCAAACAGCUUGUUCUUACUGUGGGACUCCUUGCUGUGGUAGUGUACCUUUACACUGUUGUGGCAUUCAACUUCUUCCGCAAAUUCUACAACAAAAGUGAAGAUGAAGAUGAACCAGACAUGAAAUGUGAUGACAUGAUGACGUGUUACCUGUUCCACAUGUAUGUGGGUGUAAGAGCUGGUGGUGGCAUUGGAGAUGAAAUUGAGGAUCCUGCUGGAGACCCUUAUGAAAUGUAUCGAAUUGUCUUUGACAUCACAUUUUUCUUCUUUGUCAUUGUUAUCCUACUGGCCAUUAUUCAAGGUCUGAUUAUUGAUGCUUUUGGUGAAUUAAGAGACCAGCAAGAACAAGUGAGGGAAGACAUGGAGACCAAAUGUUUUAUUUGUGGAAUCGGCAAUGACUAUUUUGACACAACCCCACAUGGCUUUGAAACACAUACUUUGCAAGAACACAACUUGGCGAACUAUUUGUUCUUCUUAAUGUAUCUAAUUAACAAGGAUGAAACUGAGCAUACUGGCCAGGAGUCAUUUGUGUGGAAGAUGUACCAAGAAAGAUGUUGGGAUUUUUUCCCAGCAGGGGACUGCUUCCGAAAACAGUAUGAGGAUCAACUUGGCUAAUAUCACAAAAAAAAGUUAUUUAUUCAUGAACUAUUAAGAUAAAAAAAAAGAAAUCUAUUCUUUUCAUGGUGCAAUUUCACAGCUUGUAUUUACUUUAAAUGUCUUUAAACUUCAAGACACACAUAAAAUUUGACACUAUUUCAGAGGCUUUUUGUACCUACCACAUGCGAAACAGGUCUUUUGUUGCAAUUUUAAUUAGAAAAAACUAUGCCAGAUUAACUUAAGCCUUCCAGUUCAAACAUGCCCUAAAAUCAUAACAACUUUUUAACCACAUCAUUAACCUGGUGUUUGGCAGUAAGUUGAAAGGGCUAAAAGGCAUCUUAAUUGCACAUUUGACAUUGAAGAACUUGAACAUCAGAGGCCAGGCCUCAGAAAAAACAGUUCAGCUAACUGCUGUCCAGUUUUUCCCCACAGUAUUUGCUAGUGAAUGUAUUAAGAUACAGUUUGAAAAGCUUUAAGCAGUUAAAAAGAAAUCAUUUUCAAACAUUUUGUCAACCUUGAAGCAUUAAAGUGCCUUAAAACCUCUGUAGACAUAGCUAUGCAAGCUUUUUAUUUAUGUUAAUGUUCUAGAUGAACAAACCCAUUAACUGUAUUGCUUUUCUGUCUUUCUGUAUCAAAUUACACUUGAAGUUAGUUAAUAUACUACCUUCAAUAACAGCUUAUUAGAUGCUGCUGUUAAAAGACAUACACUGUAUCAAAAUGAACACAGUUUAAAUCUUAGGCCAAAAUAAAACAAUGCUCUACAGUCACCUGCAAGUAGAAGUUGUUAGGAUUAUGCAUUCUUUUUUCUUCUAAUAAAAGUGCCCACUGCAAUAAAGUAUUAUAAACCAAA
Molecule: messenger RNA, 15384 nt
Organism: Neopelma chrysocephalum (saffron-crested tyrant-manakin)
Lineage: Eukaryota; Metazoa; Chordata; Aves; Passeriformes; Pipridae
Gene: RYR3
Product: ryanodine receptor 3
Exons: 103
Coding region: 75-14552 (4825 amino acids)
Biological process (GO): calcium ion transmembrane transport; intracellular calcium ion homeostasis
Cellular component (GO): smooth endoplasmic reticulum; sarcoplasmic reticulum membrane; sarcolemma
Molecular function (GO): protein binding; ryanodine-sensitive calcium-release channel activity; calcium ion binding
Source: RefSeq, a predicted model, not a curated record